GAAGCUCACCCCAGGCUGCACCACUGGCACAAUGCAGGCCCUACUAUUCCUGAUGGCUCUUCUCUUGCCUUCUGGAGCUGGAGCUGAGGAGAUUAUCGGUGGUGUGGAGUCUAUUCCUCACUCCCGCCCUUACAUGGCCCAUCUGGACAUCGUCACUGAGAAAGGUUUAAGGGUCAUCUGUGGUGGGUUUCUCAUAAGCCGUCAAUUUGUGCUGACUGCUGCACAUUGUAAAGGAAGAGAAAUCACAGUCAUCCUUGGAGCCCAUGAUGUGAGAAAGCGAGAAUCCACACAGCAGAAGAUAAAAGUCGAAAAACAAAUCAUUCACGAAAGUUACAACUCCGUUCCCAAUCUUCAUGACAUCAUGUUACUGAAGCUUGAAAAAAAAGUUGAGUUGACUCCUGCUGUGAAUGUAGUUCCUCUGCCCAGUCCCUCUGACUUUAUCCACCCUGGGGCAAUGUGUUGGGCAGCUGGAUGGGGGAAAACUGGAGUUAGAGAUCCUACCUCGUAUACACUGAGAGAGGUUGAACUGAGAAUCAUGGAUGAAAAGGCCUGUGUGGACUACAGGUAUUAUGAAUACAAAUUCCAGGUCUGCGUGGGCAGUCCCACAACUUUAAGAGCAGCAUUCAUGGGAGACUCUGGCGGACCGCUACUGUGUGCUGGUGUGGCUCAUGGUAUUGUAUCUUAUGGGCAUCCAGAUGCAAAGCCCCCUGCAAUCUUCACCCGAGUCUCCACAUAUGUGCCCUGGAUUAAUGCAGUCAUUAAUACAAGUAGCUGAAAAGCCUGACCUGCUUGAGACACCCUCCAAGCCUGAGUUCAUCUGGUAACUUUUGGUUUUAACACAGCCUGUUUCCAGCAUGUGUCUCAGCCUGUCCCUAGCCUGUCUCCAGCUGUCUCUAAGAGGCCCUCAAAGAUAUACAAGUCUGUGAUGAUGGAUUGUUCCCUGUAAAGCACUUCAAUAAAGACAUAACUUCCAACAGC
This is a messenger RNA of Rattus norvegicus (Norway rat), 978 nucleotides long. It is a transcript of the gene Mcpt1, whose product is annotated as mast cell protease 1. Bases 32 to 775 code for a protein of 247 amino acids. The transcript has 5 exons. Lineage: Eukaryota; Metazoa; Chordata; Mammalia; Rodentia; Muridae. Gene Ontology annotation, molecular function: serine-type endopeptidase activity. Gene Ontology annotation, biological process: proteolysis. The record is from RefSeq and is marked validated.